This is a messenger RNA of Talpa occidentalis (Iberian mole), 3813 nucleotides long. RefSeq names its product acyl-CoA dehydrogenase family member 10 (gene ACAD10). NCBI's taxonomy places the organism in Eukaryota, Metazoa, Chordata, Mammalia, Eulipotyphla, Talpidae. The record is from RefSeq and is a predicted model, not a curated record. The transcript has 21 exons. Bases 106 to 3282 code for a protein of 1058 amino acids. Gene Ontology annotation, molecular function: oxidoreductase activity, acting on the CH-CH group of donors; flavin adenine dinucleotide binding.
UCCGCGCCUGCUGGCUUGGCCGAGCACCUGCCCUCCUGCCUCUCCGUCGUGUUCGCUCGCGCCUGCCCCAGGCAGAGUGAGCUGUCAGCCGCGGCCUGGCCCGACAUGAGCCUAAGGAGGCUUUUCCAGUCUGCUCAGCUCCAUUGGGCAUGGAGGGGAGCCCUCCUGAAACACACGCGGUACAGGCGCCAGGGAACCCCUCGAUGGACACAUUCUGGAGGCGGCACCUACCGGGCGGUGAUUUUUGACAUGAGUGGGGUUCUCAUUCCUUCUCUGGGCAGAGUGGCUGCAGAAUGGGAAGCACAGAAUCAAAUCCCUUCUGGAACGAUACUGAGAGCCUUGAUCGCGGGUGGUGAAAACGGGCCCUGGAUGAAAUUUAUGAGAGGAGAGAUAACAACAGAAGUUUUCUUACAAGAAUUUGGGCUCCAUUGUUCUGAAAUGUCGAAGAUGUCCGUGCCUGUGGACUCCUUUUUCUCCUUGAUGACCAGUGAGCAAGUGACAAAGCAGUUCCCAGUGAUGACGGAGGCCAUAACUCAAAUUCGGGCAAAAGGCCUUCAGACUGCGGUCUUGAGCAAUAAUUUUUAUCUUUCCAAUGGGAAAAGCUUCUUGCCCCUGGACCGGAAACAGUUUGAUGUGGUCGUGGAAUCCUGCUUGGAAGGUGUCUGCAAGCCUGACCCUCGGAUCUACAAGCUGUGUCUGGAGCGGCUAGGCCUGCAGCCAUCCGAGUCCAUCUUUCUUGACGAUCUUGGGCUGAAUCUAAAAGCAGCUGCCAGCCUCGGAAUUCGCACCAUUAAGGUGAACGACCCAGAGACAGCAGUCAAGGAAUUAGAAGCCCUCUUGGGUUUUAGUUUGAAAAUGGUUAUUCCAAACACUGGCCCUGUGAGAAAGACAAUGGAAAUUCCAAAAGAUUCCUUGAAGAAAUACCUCAAAGACUUACUGGGCACCCAGACCACAGGCCCGUUGGAACUUCUUCAGUUUGAUCAUGGGCAGUCAAAUCCAACUUACUAUGUCAGGCUGGCCAACCAUCAGCUGGUUCUGAGGAAGAAGCCGCCAGGGACGCUCCUUCCAUCUGCGCAUGCAGUUGAGAGGGAGGUCAGGGUAAUGAAAGCCCUGGAGAGUGCUGGAGUCCCUGUCCCCAAGGUUCUUGACCUUUGUGAAGAUUCUAGGGUCAUCGGUACCCCCUUCUAUGUGAUGGAGUACUGCCCAGGGGUCAUCUACAAAGACUCCUCUCUGCCAGGCUUGGAACCCAGCCAGAGACGGGCCAUCUACACAGCCAUGAACAGAGUCUUGUGCCAAAUCCACAGCGUGGACUUCAAGGCCGCGGGCCUAGCAGACUACGGGAAACCCGGAGACUAUAUUCGAUGCCAGGUGCAAACCUGGAUUAAGCAGUAUCGAGCAUCGGAAACCAGCACCAUCCCUGCGAUGGAGAGGCUGAUCGAAUGGCUGCCGCUCCACCUGCCCAGGCAGCAGAGGACCUCGGUGGUGCACGGGGACUUCAGGCUGGACAACCUGCUCCUCCAUCCAGAAAAGUCCGAGGUGCUUGCUGUCCUAGACUGGGAACUCUCUACCUUGGGUGAUCCCCUGGCGGAUGUGGCCUCCAGCUGCAUGAUUUACUACCUGCCUUCUAGCUUUCCUUUGCUGCAAGGUUUGAGUGACUAUGACUUGGCUCGGCUGGGAAUCCCGACUGCAGAGGAAUACAGCAGGAUGUACUGUGUCAACGCGGGCAUCCCCGCCGUAGGGAACUGGAACUUCUACAUGGCCUUCUCCUUCUUCCGCUUGGCCGCAGUUCUGCAGGGAGUCUACAAGCGCGCGCUCUCAGGACAAGCGAGCUCGGCCACCGCUGAAGAGAGUGGGAAGGUGAUCGAAUUCCUGGCUAACCUGGCAUGGGACUUUGCAAUCAAAGAGGGCUUCCGAGUUUUCAAAGAGAUGCCAGCCACAACGCCAUCAGCGAGGUGGCACCACACCCUGGCUGGUCCGCAGUCCCUGUUGAGCCCCCCCGGCACGAGGAGUUACAGCUCCCUGCCAGGACCUGCCCCGACCCCAAAGGGCGGGCUGGUCAUCUCUCCAGAGGGCCUGUCCCCCGAGGUCAGGGCGUUGCACCAGCGACUGCAGCAGUUCAUGGAGCAGCACGUGUACCCCGCUGAGCCUGAGCUGCAGCGUCACCAGUUCUCCGCAGAGAGGUGGACCCCGUCCCCGCUGCUGGAGGACCUCAAGGAGAAAGCCAAGGCCGAUGGGCUUUGGAACCUUUUCUUACCCUUGGAGGCUGAUCCCCAGAGAAAAUACGGAGCAGGACUGACCAACGUCGAGUAUGCACAUCUGUGUGAACUCAUGGGCAUGUCUCUCUACGCCCCCAAGAUAUUUAACUGUUCCGCUCCGGACACAGGGAACAUGGAACUUCUGGUGCGAUACGGCACCGAGCAGCAGAAGGCCCGCUGGCUGACUCCUUUGCUGGAGGGAAAGGCCCGCUCCUGUUUUGCCAUGACUGAGCCCCAGGUGGCCUCAUCAGAUGCUACCAACAUCGAGGCUUCCAUCAGAGAGGAGGGCGACGUCUAUGUGAUAAACGGACACAAGUGGUGGAUCUCAGGCAUCCUGGAUCCUCGCUGCCAACUCUGUGUGUUUAUGGGAAAAACAGACCCUCAUGCCCCACGCCACCAGCAGCAGUCGGUGCUCCUGGUUCCCAUGGAUACCCCAGGGAUAAAAGUCAUCCGGCCUCUGACGGUGUACGACGGGCUGGACGACGCUCCAGGUGGCCAUGGCGAGGUCCUCUUUGAGCAAGUGCGUGUGCCCAAGGAGAACAUGGUCCUGGGCCCCGGCCGAGGCUUUGAGAUCGCCCAGGGCAGACUGGGUCCUGGCCGGGUCCAUCACUGCAUGCGGCUGAUCGGGUACUCGGAGAGGGCCCUGGCGCUCAUGAAGGCGCGCGUGAAGUCCCGUGUGGCCUUCGGGAAGCCCUUGGUGGAGCAGGGCACACUCCUGGCAGACAUCGCCCUGUCACGCGUGGAGAUUGAGCAGGCCCGGCUGCUGGUGCUGAAGGCGGCCCACCUCAUGGAUAUGGCCGGAAAUAAGGCUGCAGCUUUAGACAUUGCCAUGAUUAAAAUGGUGGCCCCGUCCAUGGCCUACCGCGUGACUGAUCGUGCUAGUCAGGCCUUUGGAGCAGCAGGGCUGAGCAGCGACUACCCGCUGGCCCAGUUUUUCGGCUGGGCCCGAGCAUUGCGCUUUGCCGAUGGCCCUGACGAGGUGCACCGGGCCACAGUGGCCAAGAUGGAGUUGAGGUACUGCAUUUAGACCUGCAGGAGUGUGGGAGCCAAUAUCACUGCCCACCUGGCUGCACCCAGAACUUUAAAUGAUCCGCUUUGAGAGACCUGGUGGGUGUGCCCUGCCUGAGGUACCCUGCUCCCUCCUGAGACAGUGUGUGAACCCAGCCUUUUUGGGUUCUCACGGGAGACAUCUCUGUGCGCUGCCUUGAGGUUGCUGUUUCAGGCAAGGAGGAAGGGGAUCGGCCAGGGGUUGAGUGGGUUCCGUCCAGAGCCCGAAAGCUGGUCUUCAGCCUCUCGGUGACCCUCCAUGGGCUGCGGUGUGAGAGGCUGUGGGAAUCCGGCUGAACAUGACUAUCCUCGCUGGGUGGUGCGCCUUUGCUUGCUGCCCCUUGGGGCUCCCCCAGAAAGCAGAGGGGUGGCCGUGACGGGUUGUGACCUAAACACCCAAAUAGAGCUCCUGGGAAAAUGAAAUGAAACCAACAUACUGACGCCAUCACAUCUCUUUUCUUCACUUGAAUGUUUACAACACAGAACACUGAUGCUGUUUUGGAAAUGGGCU